UCUCGUUAUACCCAGUGACGGACCUUGGCAGCUAGGCAACAGUUGGCUAAAGUAUCUAUACAUGUAGCUAUCGGACUGGUCAGGAAAAGCAGGUUUGUUAGAAAAUGGCUGCCAGCCCGAGGCCAGGACCCUCGGGUUGUCAACAAUCUAAUGAGAUAGCUAUCCAUAACAACUUAAAGAAUCACCUUCAUGAGUGGCUGAACGAUGAUCAGCUCAAACAGUUGAAAGAACAAUUCAGAAAAGACCCGUUGACUGAGAGAGACAUUAAACAUCGCAUUGCUGAUGUAUUUGACCUCUUUGACCGUCUUAUGGAAUAUGGGACAAUAGCUGUGGGGGAUUAUAAAGCUUUGGUUAAAAAAUUGAAGCGCACUCACCGUCAGCUAGCUACACAUGUGGAGAAUGAAGAAAAGAAAAUCAGGGAUAUCCAGAAUGGAGGUCCAUCACCAGUUAAACUACAGAGGACAGGUACAAGCCAACAAUAUCCUGCAGGUUUGUUUGUGUGAGAUCAGUACUAGAACAGUGUAGUGGGAUGUACACACCAAUACAGGUACAGUUGAGUGUAGACUAAAGGUUACACAAAGUGCAGUCCGAGUGCACUCCGUUUGGACUCCAGGUAAA
Pecten maximus is the source of this 618-nucleotide messenger RNA. RefSeq lists its product as uncharacterized. NCBI's taxonomy places the organism in Eukaryota, Metazoa, Mollusca, Bivalvia, Pectinida, Pectinidae. The transcript has 3 exons. The record is from RefSeq and is a predicted model, not a curated record. Bases 105 to 503 code for a protein of 132 amino acids.